AAAAACAGCUGAGAUAUGUCAAAUGAUAAAAUUGGAUAGGUUGAAAGUUCAAUAAGUUGAUAUAGUUUUAUAAAAUAGGCGUUUCAAUAGUGAUUGUAUUGGAUUUAUCGUGAAUACUUUGGAAGAAACUCCAUUCUAUAACAUGAAAAUGAAAUUUUUCCCUUAUUUAAUAUGUUGCAAUGAUAUCCUUUGCCUAACUCAUCUUGUUGGAAAUACAUGUUAAGGCUGAAUACAAUUUGAAUUCUUUCGACGCAAUGUUUAUCAAACCGGAGGAGGUGCUAGUUGCUAAUGCCUUCUGGGAGACAGAAGAAUCAUCCUUAUAUUUUGUUCUCCAACAUAGAAAAGGUCAUGGAAACUCUAGAGGAUUAUCAGCAAUGCUUGUCGGAACCAUUGAUAGUAUAUUUGACACAAAACCAGCACCUUACAGAAUUCUUCAUCAGACUCCGUCGUCAGAAGUUUAUUAUAGUGGUGGUCUCCUGUGCAAUGACACAUAAAGAGAUUUUAGAGGACUGGCACUGGCUUUUCCAAAAUGUAUGUGAUACCCUGAGUUCAUUCGAAAAUGAAGAUGAAAUUACAGAUUUUGUGCAAUGUAAGAUUGAAUCUGUCAUAGCAUCCAGGCAAAAACCUAUCGAUAUUGAAGAUGAGGACACUAGGGAAUUUAAAGCAAAAUCAAACUGUUUCUUGAAAUUAUUCAAAUUACCUAAGGAUGAAAAACUGGUUAAUUAUUAUUCAUGCAGUUACUGGAAAGGUAAACUUCCCAGGCAAGGCUGGAUAUAUUUUUCCUUGAACUAUUGUUGUUUUCACUCAUAUAUUCUCGGCCAUCACACAAAGGAAAUUAUAAGGUGGUCAGAUGUUAAAGAAUUGAAAAAAAUUAAUAGCAUGUUGGCCCCAGAUUCCAUCAAAAUAGUAACUAGGGAUAAAGAAUACUAUUUUAACAUGUUUUUGAAAAAAGCUGAAACAUUUACUUUGAUGGAGCAGCUUGUUGAUCUUGCAAUGAAAAGGCUUAUUGAUGAUAAAAGAUCUUACAGUAGUGAUAAAGAUCUCUUGAAUAAAUUAAGUAAAAAUGUACCUAAGAAACCAUCAUUUCUCAAACGUGAUUUGGAUGCAAGGGCUCAAUCAGAAGCCUAUAGGCUACUGUUUAGGUUACCAUCUUCAGAAAAACUAGAUGGUUUAAUUGAUUGCACUCUGAUGACUCCGUACAAUAAAAGGCAUGUUACUGGCAGACUGUUUUUGUCUCAGAAUUACAUAUGCUUUGAGAGCAGGGCGAAGGCCUUAGUGAGCCUGGUAAUACCAUUGAGAGAAGUGAAACUAGCGGAAAAAAUAGAUAACAAUCAAAGCAACCAUUCCUUAGACCAAGCUAUCAUCAUAACCACAACUAACGAAAUUAACAAAACGAACUUUAUUUUUGCGCAAAUUUUAGAUAGAGAUUUUCUAGUAGAAAAGAUAUCAGAGUUGCUAUCCAAAACUUUCUCCAAGAGCCGAGAACCAAUCGGAUAUCGAAGAGAGAGUAGUGUGUCCACAAUAUCCUCAUCCUCCCCUGUUGAUACUUCAUGGAAAUGUCAGCCCGCUCUGAUGAAACUAUUUCCCCUAAAAAACAUUCCUUUAGUUGCCAAAAAACAGGAGGAAAUGGAGAAAGAAUGGGAGUUGCAUUUCAAUAAGUACGGUAGGGGGGUGUCGAUGUACAGAACGCACGAUGUUUACAAAUUGGUGUUGCAAGGAAUACCUGAUAAGCUCAAAAUGGACAUCUGGAUGACUUUCUCAGGUGCGGCAAACGAAAAGGCCACCUACCCCGGUUACUACAGGUCUCUAGUAGGCAAAGCUCAAAAACACGCUUCCACAGCAAACGAUGAAAUCGAGAGAGAUCUGCACAGGUCUCUGCCAGAACAUCCCGCAUUCCAGAAUAAAAUUGGAAUAGACACCCUGAGAAGGAUUUUAAGUGCGUACGCCUAUCAUAACCCGAUAAUAGGCUAUUGCCAAGCUAUGAAUAUUGUCGCAUCCGUCCUGUUAAUUUACUGCUCCGAGGAAGACGCGUUCUGGCUGUUGGCAACGCUGUGCGAGAAUCUGUUGCCAGAUUAUUAUAACACGAGGGUUAUAGGAGCAGUUGUUGAUCAGGGAAUCCUUGACGAACUAACCAAAGAGUACUUACCUGAAUUGCACGAUAAACUGAACGAAUUGGGGAUGAACAAUAUGAUCUCUUUAUCGUGGUUCCUGACAAUAUUCCUGUGUGUGAUGCCGUACGAGAGCGCUGUAAAUAUAAUGGAUUGCUUUUUUUACGACGGUUCGAAAGUGAUAUUUCAAAUAGCCCUGAAGUUGCUCGAGAUGAACCAGGAUCAGCUGUUCAAGUGCAGGGACGAGGGGGAGGCGAUGCAGCUCUUAUCCGAUUUUCUGAACGGGGUGUACAAUGAUGACGGUAGAGGAGCCAUUCGUAGCAAGAGUUACGACGAGCAGAAAAGGAGUAUUUCAGUACAAAAGUUGAUAUAUGAAGCAUACUCGAAGUACGCUAAUGUAACCACUGGUCAAAUCGAAUGUCUGAGACUGAAACAUAGAGUUAGGGUAGUGCAGGAAUUGGAGGAUACUUCCGAAAGAAAUGCUAUAAGAUACGUGAUAGGGGAUGGGUACUUCACAAAGACUGAGUUAGAGGAAUUACUUAGUUUAGUCCGAGAGGAGAUUAUUAGUCAGAAGAAAACAGUCCCGGAUAAAAGUGACCCAUUUCUACAACCGUACGAAGCAUAUAAAGUGGACUUCGAAUAUUUCAAAAUACUUUUUGCCACAUUCUCACCUUGGGGUAAGGGAGAAUUUUCAGAAUCCAUGUGUGCUAGAAUAUUCAGUCUGAUGGACGCAAACCACGACAGUUUUCUGGAUUUCCGCGAAUUGGUCGCCGCCAUCGGUCUGACGACGACUGCCGAUGCUGCGCAACGACUUAAACUACUUUACGCUAUACAUCUUCCGCCUCUUCUCAGCAUGGCGGACAUACAGUCGCCUGUUACCAACGAGUUUGGUGACGAGAUAGCUCCGGAAGCUACAGAAUUUUUUCAGAGCGUCGAGGAAAGCGUCACCUUGGACACCCUCAGUUUGAACUCAGACGAGGAUCCGGCCAGGACAUACAACUGGCAACGUUCAAGCGACUCUCAGCUGUCCACAGACUCCAACAACCAAAAAACCGACGACUUGAACUGGGAAACCAAAAGUCUUCUCAAUUUGAGGACGGUGGUCCAAUCCAAAGACGGUAAACUGAACCUAAAAUCGGUCCCCAAAAUGGGACAGCACCAUUUUAUAACCUUAUGGAAGAACGUGUUCGAGAUUGUCCAGUCUGAGUCGAAUAACGAGAAAAUGAUCCAAGCCGUUGGUGACGUUGGAAUCAUGCUCUUCAAAAUGGGCGAUGUGGGACGAAAAUUUUUCGUUUCCAGGGAUGACUCAGAUGAUAGUCUAUUGGCGGCAGCUUCUGUCCAUAGUUCUUCGGGAUUUGAAGACUUGAGUCCAGAUAAAAACGGAAAUCCAACAACACCCCAAAGCGAAAUUCAGUGGUACAUAACGGUGGAACAAUUCCUAGCUUCAGUAUUGAACUCCGAAUCUCUGUCCGAAUUUUUUUCAAAGAAAUACUCUAUAUCUGAGCAUGUGCAAAAAUUGAAAGGAAGGAGGUUCAAAUGAAUCUUCAAUAUACAGCUGUUAUGUAUUAUAUUCAAGUAAUCGAAAUAGUUGUUGCAUUUUUCAGUACCUAUAAUUUUACAUAAAAUCCCUGACAGAAUAUAUUUCAUGGGUCGACCAGCUUAUUUUAUUUUUAUAUUUUUAUGUGUACCUAUUGUUUGCACCCAAGAAAUCUUCAUAUUUGAGAUGAUGUAUUGAUAUUUGAAUUUGUAUAUUAUGAAUUUACCUUAAUAUAAAAUAUAACUAGUUUUA
This is a messenger RNA of Coccinella septempunctata (seven-spotted ladybird), 3897 nucleotides long. RefSeq names its product TBC1 domain family member 9 (gene Tbc1d8-9). Gene Ontology annotation, molecular function: calcium ion binding. NCBI's taxonomy places the organism in Eukaryota, Metazoa, Arthropoda, Insecta, Coleoptera, Coccinellidae. The record is from RefSeq and is a predicted model, not a curated record. The transcript has 17 exons. The coding region runs from base 289 to 3648 and encodes 1119 amino acids.